AUGAGUUCGAGUCCGGUGCCAUCUACGACGGGGAGUGGCUGGAGGGCAACCGCCAUGGCGUUGGGAAGCAGAUCUGGCCGGAUGGCACGGAGUAUUUGGGCCAAUGGCGCAUGGGCCGCGCGCAUGGCUUGGGGCACAUCAAGCACAGCGAUGGCGACUCCUACAGCGGACGGCGCCGCCUGCUACGAGGGCCAGUUCCGCUGCGACCACCGGGACGGCCUGGGAGUGGAGACCUGGACCGAUGGCUCCUGUUCCCCGGUCUUACGCAUCCAUGCGGAGCCGGACCGGCGGGAGGAGUUGCACGUCCUUUGGAACAAUCUGGCUCCACCGGCCCUGAACCUCUCCGACGCCAGCGCCAUCCGAGAGUAUUGCGACCAGAUGCUCGUAAAGAGCACCAUGCGGAGUGUAGCUGACAGGAAGCUAGACCACUUUGAUGAGAAGGUGAAGAACACCUGGUGUCAACGCUUCUUGGUGAAUGCCACCUACCACAAGGAGGGCGGUCCCGUCUUCAUCUGCAUCGAUGGAGAGGAUUAUCCUUGGCUCAGUGGGGGGGCGCUGGCACCCAAAUUCGACGCCAUGAUGAUGGCCCUGGAGCAUCGCUACUACGGCGGUGCUGCCUUCGAUGGCGUGCAGAAUUUUAGCACGGCCAAUCUCAAGUGGCAUUCCAGCCGCCAGGCUUUAGCUGACUUGGCCCAGUUUCACGACCACAUGACCAAAUCCUUGGGAAAGGUGCCCUGGGUGGUCUUUGGCGGCUCCUACCCGGGCUCGUUGUCCGCCUGGGCACGGAAGCUCUACCCCGGCAAGUUUGCUGCUUCGGUGGCCUCCUCCGCGCCCCUCUUGGCACAGGCGAACUUUGUGGGCUACAACGACGUGGUGGCCUCGGCGUUAACCGCGCCCAGCGUGGGUGGCACGCCUGAGUGCCUGGCCACCUACAGCAAGGGCCACGCGGAGGCUGCCGAGAUGAUGAAGACGCCCAUGGGGCGGCGUGCCUUGGAGAAGAUGUUCAACUUGUGUGGCUACAACCCCUUGGAUAACAGCGACAAUAUCGCCUACUGGGCCGGUACUGAUGGCAUCGUUUCCACGGUGCCACAGUACAACAAGGCCACCUGUGAGUAUACCUACUGCAAUGUGAAGCUCUUCUGCGGGAACUUGUCGAUGAUGAGCAAGAGCACGGCCAGUAACAUUGAAACCCUGCAGUUGAUGUCGGAGUUUCAGCGAGCGGAAUCCAUCGCACGGGGGCGAAAGGUCCCCAACUGCACGGAUGCCUCCUACAAGGCGUACGUGGAGAGCAUGACGUUGGAAAAGAAGGUCCCCGGCACCGACCCCAAGGCGGGCGACCAGUUCGGGCGGCUCUGGACCUAUCAGACCUGUACGGAGUUCGGCUGGUACCAGACCUGCGAGGAGGGCACCAACUGCCCGUAUACCAAGGGCUACAACACCAUUCAGUGCCUUGGACGUCAUUUGAUCCACGCACCUGAGGAAGAUGACCUGCCUGGUGACCAUGACCUGCCUGGUGGAUGGUGUUGGAUGGUGUGGGGUGGAAAGGGUGAGGUGGCUUUUGAGCAUGGGGAAAUGCCCCUAGGCUUCUGGGUGAGAGUGAGGGUGGAAUACAGAGUGAAGCUUUGUGACAUGGCAUCAUGA
This is a messenger RNA of Durusdinium trenchii, 1641 nucleotides long. The record is from the annotation of a GenBank genome assembly. Lineage: Eukaryota; Dinophyceae; Suessiales; Symbiodiniaceae.